Molecule: messenger RNA, 2746 nt
Organism: Pseudomyrmex gracilis
Lineage: Eukaryota; Metazoa; Arthropoda; Insecta; Hymenoptera; Formicidae
Gene: dos
Product: GRB2-associated-binding protein 2
Exons: 8
Coding region: 625-2430 (601 amino acids)
Source: RefSeq, a predicted model, not a curated record
GUGGAUGAAAUAUACACCCGCCGAAGACCGUACGAGCGCUUGUACAGCACUGCGAAGUGGGCUUUCUGGGUAGGAGAGAUGCGCAGAACGGACGCGUUUUCGUUCAUGGGUGUCCUGUUAUCUCGUUGAACCUUGUAUACAGGGUCUCUACACGACAUAUACCUGCCUGCAGUGCUGGCAGUAAAUUUGGAACACAUCCAAGGAAGUAACGUUUAUCUUGGCUAACGUUUGUUAAUUAAGCGAACACCGUUCUUGUCGGUUUUUGUCUUGACAUUUUGUUUAGCGCUGUAGGUGAAAUAAUGACGGUUUAAUAAAGUAAAGGUUUAAAACCUCAUUGCUCUCCGUCUCGUUAUUCCCAUGUCUAUGGUUGUGGCUCGUUGGCGCUACUGGAGGGAAAGUUAUUCCCCUUGCCCUCGGACCCUCGCGCCAAUUCUGCGAAUUCCUGUUGUCUAUUGUACAUGGGGCAUUUAUGUAGUUGUGAUUGAAAAUAGGGAGUGAUCGAAGGACGACCCGUUCUAUACAUUGCCACCGUCAUCAAGCAAGAGAGUAAAAAGAUAGUGUGUGUGUGUACGUAUAUGUGUAAAAAAAAAGAAAAGGAAACAGAGAAGAAUAAGAGAAAAAGAAAUGGAAGUGUUUAGAACGUCGUCUUCUACCACCUCUCAAGAGAUUGUUUACGAAGGAUGGCUCAUCAAAUCGCCACCCUUAAAAUUCUGGAGAGCUCGGUGGAGAAAACGGUGGUUUGCUCUUCGUCAUAGUGGUGAGCUGCCUGGCCAGUACUUCUUGGAGUAUUUCACGGACAAACAGUGUCGUAAACUUAAGGGUCGUAUUGACUUGGAUCAAUGUGAACAGGUUUCUUGCAAGGUGGAUGCUGGUCUUCGAUUUGAAAACCGUAAACAGAAAUAUCAAUAUAUGUUCAACGUUAAAACUCCUAAGAGAGUUUAUUAUUUAGUAGCCGAGAAUGAAGGUGAAAUGAACAAAUGGGUAGAUGCAGUAUGUCAAGUAUGCGGUCUAAAAGCUUACACUCAAGAUGAGGAACAACAAAUGUUUCAAUAUGAGUCUCAAGAAUCUCCACCAACUUCGCCAACUAGUACGAUCUCUGGUCCAUAUAUUCCUAUCAGCGAGUGCAUUUCUGGUCGUCGACUUAAUGAUACUAACUUUCUGAGUUCGAACUUGGAACAAAGACCUGAACAUUAUGACGCUCCGAGAAGACUAGCACCUUCACCUCCACGAUCACCCACCACGACGGACGCCGAGAGCGUCUUUACUGAUGACGAAUGGUCAACGCCUGUAUCUAACGCGACAUGGAACACAUUACCUUCCACGGGAAGUGAUAUACGGUCAUCUCGUAGUUUACGCGAUAAUGAAAUAUGCUCUUGGAGUAUAAGAAAACGUUUCGGCAAAUUAAAAAUCAAUUCCUCGAUGUCGCCAAAUAUAGAGAAGAUACCAGCACCUCCUAGACCGCCAAAACCGCCUCGUAUGUUAUCUGAGAGCUCUAGUCACAAUUAUCUAAAUUUAGAUGGUGCUAUUGAGAGUUCGAAACCGACUACUCCUGCAACGCCAGUGCCACCAACGCUUAUUAACACAAUGACGACGGGUGUUGUAACUGACGAAUCAUAUGACUUCCCCAGAUCUCAUCAACCUCAAGCAUUGCAAACAGUCGAGAGCAGCACGGAAGUUGAUGAAUCGUCGAAGCAUUUGUACUCAAACGCCGCGCCGAGUACUGUUAACGAGGAGAAUGUGUUUCGAUACGACUUCCAGGAGGACGAGUCGCCGAGUUUGCAUUCUGAAAACUCGGUCACCGCGACUUACGUGAAUCUACAGUUUCCUCUUAGCCGUGCUUGCUUGAGCACGAUGCCUCCGCCGAUGGUACAUAGAGAACUGAAACCAGGUAGAAAAAUUAGCGACUCGACGUCAAUUCUCAACAACGACCAAGUUCCGAAUCCAACAGUGCACGAAGCGAACUCUACUGAAUGCUCUUCGAUCAAACCGCCGAGCAUUAAUAGAAAGUUGAAACCACCGUUAAAUAGAUCGCCAGUGGACGCACUCCAUCUACAAUUAGCAACACCUCCUGGAAGAGGAAAAAUGCGAGCGGCGCCAAGUCCUACGCCUCCGACACAUAUAAUUCCGUCACGUCAUCUUUCGACAUCGGACGAAGACAAUAACGCAUUCGAGGAAAAAGAAGAAAUAUACUUUUAUCAAGACCGCAAUACAUUUGUUCCUGCGUCUAAUCGUCGACUGGUGGUGCUGCAAUAUUUGGAUCUCGAUUUGGAUAAGACAGAGAGCUUCAAUUCUUCGACGUUACCACCGGCGCAAUCAGCGCCAAGUACAACGGUAUACAAAACCGUUGACUUUUUGAAGACUGAGGCUUUUAAUCGUACUCGACAACGAGUAGAAGAGGAAAGAAAACUAUGUUCGGACGAAUUAGCAUAGAGAAUUUACCAUAGGUGUUACCAUAUAUGUGGAUUAUAUAUUCAAUGUUGACUAGAUUAAGAAGUUUAAUUAAUUUUUUUGUUGUUGCUAUGUUAUAUAGAUGAAAUAUGAAAAAUCGAUCAAUUUUUCAUAUUUUAAACUUUUUUUAAUACGAUCUUGAUUGAUGGUACCAAUUUGUCAAGUUGUCAUUCACAUUGCGAUAUAUUACGGAUAUAUGCGCGCGUCUCACCAAACUGAUUCUAAAUAAACAUUUUAAUCAAACACGUUUUAACAAAUAAUUUUAUUAAUUAUCAUUGUAUGUGAAAAAAAAAAAAAA